This is a messenger RNA of Rhizopus microsporus ATCC 52813, 1617 nucleotides long. Its product is annotated as PH-domain-containing protein. The transcript is spliced from 7 exons. Gene Ontology annotation, molecular function: protein binding. The record is from RefSeq and is a predicted model, not a curated record. Lineage: Eukaryota; Fungi; Mucoromycota; Mucoromycetes; Mucorales; Rhizopodaceae. The coding region runs from base 1 to 1617 and encodes 538 amino acids.
AUGACUGCCUCUGAAACAGUCUAUGCUAUUCAUAAUUUCGAAGCCGAAAAUGACGACGAAUUAAAUUUCUAUAUUGGUGAGCCUAUCAUUGUCCUCCAAAAAGAUGAUGGAUUUAACGAUGGUUGGUGGAAGGGCCAAAAUGUAAGAGGUGAAGUUGGCCUAUUCCCAGUGAACUAUGUGUCAUGUCAUGACAAUAAUCUUCCUACUCCUUCAAGUUCAUCCAACACAAGAUCAAUCAAAAGCUCAUCAGAUAUCAAUAAUAAUAAUCUACCAGUCUCGAGUACACAAUUAAAAAGAUCAGUCAUUCAGUCAUUAUCCCAUCCUUCAUUAAAGUCAAUAUUACCAGAAUAUUGGAAUAUAGAUCAAGUUGAAAUUUGGUUAAAUGCCAUCGACUUUGGAAGUAUAGCCGCUCAUUUCAAAGAUCAAGAAAUAACAGGAGAUAUCUUGAUAGAAUUAAACAUGAAUUCAUUAAAAGAAUUAGACGUGCCCACCUUUGGAAAACGAUUUAAACUUCAUGCAGCUAUCAGCGUACUUCGAGAAGAGUGUUAUCCUUCAUACAAAUUUCCUAGUUCUCAGUCAAUGACGAGUGAUAACAGUAGCUUUAUGUUAAAGAGACGAGAAGAAGGAGGAGAUUAUGCGAUAAUGCCAAGUAAUAAAAACAGAGUAAAUCAUCUGUCGUUUGCAGCCAAUCAGCCUACGGUUUUGCCUAUGGAUCAUCAUAUGUAUUCAACACCGACAGAGGAAACAAUAACUCCAGAUAUGGAGGGAUGGCUGCAUAAACAAGGAUGUCGAUACAAGAAAUGGAAUAAGCGUUGGUUUGUGCUAAAAGGUCCAAAUCUCUUUUAUUUCAAGAGCCCCAAAGAUGUUCGUAUGAAAGGAAUCAUCAACUUACGAGGAUAUCGUGUUAUCCCUGAUGAAUCGAUACAGCCUGGCAAAUACUCAUUCAAGGCUCAACAUGAAGAAGAACGCACAUUUUACUUUUAUACAGAUGAAGAAAGCAGUAUGAAGGCAUGGAUGACAAGUCUUAUGAAGGCAACCAUUUCGAGGGACCUUUCUGCCCCUGUUCUCAGUUCUCGGGUUAUACCUACAGUGUCCUUGGAAGUCGCGCGCCGUAUGCGACCUAGACCACCUUCUGUCUUGCUAUAUAAGCCAACUAAAUUAGCUUACGAGCCUUCGUUUAUCACAGAACAGGAAUCGUCUGUCAAUCAAGAUUCUGGCUUUGAUAGCGACCUACAUCCAACUGCUCCUCCCUCUUCUAUUGAGCCUAGUGAAACAGAUGAAGAAGAAGAUGAGGGCAUUGAGCAAGAUGCCAAAUCAUGGAGCCAACCAGAAUUUAUCGAAUGGGUCAAUACGAUUUGCCCUGAUGCUAAUAUAUCCAGUUUAAAAGAAAUUAGGAGAGACAACAUUUUAGCUGAAUUGCUGCAAGAGCUUAGUGGUCAACAGAUAUUGCUAUCAUAUCAUGAAUCAGAGGAGGAUAAGAUUGCUAAUGUCUUUGAGUUUAUGAAGAAGGAAGGAAUCUCAGGUGUAGAUGAAUUUUAUACAGUGGAAGAUGUUUGUCAAGGAAAUGAGGAUAAAAUUAUCAUCAUGCUACGGGAUAUUCUUGAAUGGUCUAUUUAA